This is a messenger RNA of Mesorhabditis spiculigera, 1179 nucleotides long. Lineage: Eukaryota; Metazoa; Nematoda; Chromadorea; Rhabditida; Rhabditidae. The record is from the annotation of a GenBank genome assembly.
AUGGCGGUCGAGGGGACACAAGAGGGCAGCAAAAGGAAGGACGGGGGCAAAGCCGCCGGCCGGCGGCGAACGGCCAAUAAACGGGAGAAGCUGAAGCCGGGAAUGAUCAUCGAGUCACAAGUGACCAAAUAUGAAAUCAUCGAGCUCCUUGGAUCUGGCGGUUUCGGUGACACGUACGCUAUCAAGACGGAAUGUCACGCCGAACACAUCAACAAGCGAAUGUUGCGCCUCAAGAUGGAAUGUGAAGUGCUGAAAGUUGCCUCGCAGAUCCCCGACCCAAAGAAGAAGCUACACUUCGUGCCCUUCUACGAUAGUGGCCGUAGUGACGACAUCCGGUUCAUGGUCAUGGGUCUGGUUGGCCCGUCGAUCUACGAGUUGCGGAAGAAGCUGCCCGACGAAAAAUUCAGCAAGGCGUCGGCUUGGCGCAUCAGCAUCGAGGCACUUGACGGGAUCGCCGAUCUACACGAUCUUGGCUACAUCCACAGGGACAUCAAACCAGCCAAUUUUGCCAUCGGACUAGAAGACAAACAACACACGAUCUACCUCCUCGAUUUCGGCAUCGCUCGGAAGUACCUCCAGGCUGACGGUCAGCACAAACCACCACGUGAGAAGGCCAAGUUUGUGGGGACGGUCGGCUUCGCAUCACGCGGAUGCCAUCAGAGUGUGGAACAAUCCCGGAAGGAUGAUCUAGAGACGUGGUGCUAUAUGGUCAUUGAUCUUUGUGCGCAUAAGCUGAUCCCCUGGCGAUGCUCGGCAACGAAGGAAGAUGUGUAUGCCCUGAAGUGCGAGCUCUUCCAAUUCGAUCAAAAGCAUCACAAAAUCUGGGAUACCGUGCCAAAAGAUUUCCGCAGAAUGAUGAAGUAUGUUGACGAAUUGACGUAUUAUCAGGCGCCGGAUUACAAGAUGAUGCAGAUGCACAUGGACAAGAUAGCGAAAGAUGAAGGGAUCAAGAUAGGAAACAAACCAGAGUGGAUCAGCAAGAAAUCACACGAUAGAAAGAAAAAGACGGCAGAGCAGAAGAGCAGUCCGUCCGAGGAUGACGUCGAAGAUUCGGAGGAAAGCACGGAUUCCGACCGAAGGAAAAAGAAGAAGAAGAAGAAGCUCACAAAGGAAUCCGGCAGCGGAAAGAAAGAUCAGAAGAACGGUUCCGGCAAGAAGCGUCACGACAAAAAGAAGAAA